CCUUUAGUCGAGUGACGUCACGAAUGCUGAAGAGGCGGCCAUUUUGAAAUGAAAAGAGAAAAGUAGUGUGGUAUUUUAUAACUUUUUCUACUCAGUUAGCAAAAAAGAAACUGUUGUUAUGCAAAGGCUAUCUUUAGAGAUGAACGAGGAAGUACCAGAGGAUCUGUCCCGCAGGGCAGAGAUUUUUAGAUCAAAAUUGAUUGAAGACUUUCAACUUUUGGACAUGCUUUUAGACAGAGGUGGUACCGAAGUCCCAAAAGUAUAUUCUAAUGAAAUUGUCGAUGAUGCAGCAAUGGAUGAUCUACUACGUGAGAAUCCCCAAGGACUGAUUAAGUUCCAGAUGUACUCCAAGAAAGAUGAGCAGAAAUUCCAUGACCGCCGUCUGAAUAGAGUGAAGAAUAAGAAUAGCAUCCCACUUGGACCCUGGGCACACACUGUAGUGGAAGAUCCAAAGGUGCAGAAUUUCAUGAUGAUAUUGAUCAUUACCAACUCAGUUGUCCUUGGAAUUCAAUCAGAGGUGUCCCAGAUCACAGACCCAUCACUUGAUGCACUUAAGGUCACGCUCAAUGUGUUUGACUUCUGCGCACUUACAAUCUUCGUCAUUGAGAUCAUUGUCAAGUGGAUUGAUGGCUUCUGGUCGUUCUGGAAUAAUGGCUGGAACAUCUUUGACUUCUUUGUCACUAUUAUGUCUGUUGUGCCAGAAGUAAUCAAGUUUUCAUCUGGGCAAAACACCGCUGAAGUUGCGGUUAUCGCUGAUAACUUGAGAGUGUUCAGAAUUCUGCGCUCCCUCAAGAUGGUUUCUAGGUUCGCACAGCUUCGCAUCAUUGUGCUGACGAUCCUAAAGGCAUUCAAGUCUAUGGCAUUCAUCAUGAUCUUGUUGAUGACGUUUAUGUACAUCUUUGCGGUCGCUGGGACCGUCAUCUUCGCCUCCGCCGCGAAAUCCAACCGCACUGACCUCAAGUACAAGACCAGCUUUAGCACCCUUGGCAACGCUCUGAUCACCCUGUUCCAACUGUUCACCUUGGAUCACUGGUACAUGAUCUUGACGGAGCACGUCAAGGUUGUGAACGUGGUCACGGCCCAGAUCUACAUCAUCCUGUGGAUCUGCAUCGGCGCUUUCAUCUUUAGGAACAUAUUCGCAGGAAUCAUGGUCAUGAACUUCCAGAACAUUCGAGACGACUUCAACAAACACGUGAAAGAACAGACACAAGUAAUCGAGGCGGAACACAUGAGGCAGCACCUGACAGAGGAGCUAGAUAGACAGGACAAGCUACAUGCUAGAACCAGACGAUCAAGUAGUGCCGACAAUGAGCUGUUCGUCAAGGAGGCCGUCCGCCCGGACAUGCUGCCGUCCCUUGCCGAGUUGUCCGACUCCGACUCUCAUGAUGAAGGAGUCAAGGGCAAGCGAGAGGAUGCGCUAGCCGAGUUGGGCAGCAAGCUUGCGAAACUCAGGGAGAAGCCGAUAGCCAUGGCUACAAGUGACAUGAAUCCAUUCAUGUGUGUGCGCGACGAUGUCAAGGAGACUUCUGAUGACUGGAAUGCGACCGUGGCUGCGAAUCUAAACGUGCUGAAGACCAUACCUGUGGAAACACUUUGGCCCCGGGACUCGCUGUUCAGGUAUCUACAGCUGAUGGAGGCCAUGCAAGAGAACAUCACUGAGCGGCAACAGAUUCUAAAAAUAGCAGAUGAAGCUUUGGUGAAGUUACAUGAUUCUUAGUUUGAAACUUCUCACACUUUUAUCAGUUGAGACUUGAUGCCAGUUUUGGUUUAAACUAUCAUGUACUUUGCUAUCUUAACUAAGUAACACACUUCAUUGUGCCUGAGCAGAAUCAGACAACAGCAUGCAAAGCAAAACAAAUGAUGCAGGCUUUAAAACCAAUGUGUAUUUUUAACUCUUGGUUGCUGAAUUUAGCUCCAGUUUCUUAUGUCCUAGAUGAGAUAAUGUAGGAUUACUCAAGGAAAAAAGAUAUAGGAUAGUAGUUGUGGUAGAACAAAUAAGGCAAACUGAGGUAACUGCCUCAAUUAUGAUUAAAGAAUAUUUUGUGGCAUCUCUGAGUAUAGCUCUCUGCUCAGCCUCAAAAAAGGAACUUGCGCUAAGAGAUCACAUGACCUUUUUGGGUGUCAAAUUCAAAACAAAAUAAUCCAUCACACCAGAAACAAUAAAAAAAUAAAAUCUUUAAAUGAACCUAAACUCUUUCUAAAAAAAGAAUUCUGGCUUUUUUUUUAAAGUGCUGAAUAAGUUGCUUUUUGUUGCUAUUAUUUUGCCGCUAAAGAGCCUGAGCAUGCUAGUUUGCCACACAAACAAUCAUGUGAUCUCUUAGUGCAAGUUCCCUAUUGGCGGACUUAUCUGUCUUAGUCAAGGUGGAUAUAGAUAAACCAAUCUGUCAGCCAAUAAGAGUUAUAACUGGAGACCAGGCAGUUUGUAUCUUGUUACAAGCCUUGUGUUGGAAUUAGCAUUUUAAUUAAAUCCAUCAAUUCAUAAGAUAGAAAGACCCAUGAAUAACAAAGAAAGCUGUGACUACAAUAGCGUGUAUGAGAGCAUUUACAAGCUGUAAUUUGUCGUCCCCUGAUUUGGUCAGUGAAGAAAAAAAUAAGGUGUGGCACUAAAAAUCACAAAACUGGGCCAAUAAAUUGGAGUGUGUGUGUGAAUUAACAAUUACAUUUUGUUGCACAGGAUUUUGAAAACCACUCUAUAAUUAGUGUGUUAUUGUAUCAAUGUAGAUUUGGAUAAAAGGAUUCAAUGCAUAUUACCCUUUCUCAAAGAUUGACAAGAGGCAUUUUCUGUAAAGUUGUGAUUUAAUGUAUAAAGAUACAGUGUAUUUGUGGGACAAUAAAUUUGAUAUGUGUA
Nematostella vectensis (starlet sea anemone) is the source of this 2848-nucleotide messenger RNA. RefSeq names its product cation channel sperm-associated protein 2. Bases 119 to 1717 code for a protein of 532 amino acids. Gene Ontology annotation, biological process: transmembrane transport; fertilization; monoatomic ion transport. Gene Ontology annotation, cellular component: CatSper complex; membrane. NCBI's taxonomy places the organism in Eukaryota, Metazoa, Cnidaria, Anthozoa, Actiniaria, Edwardsiidae. The record is from RefSeq and is a predicted model, not a curated record. Gene Ontology annotation, molecular function: calcium-activated cation channel activity. The transcript is spliced from 14 exons.